CCGUGCCCGAUUGUGGUAGCUGGGUUUUUUAGUUUACCAAAUUUCUUCGUGUUGGCUAGGCUGCGUACGCAUUCGCUGCCGGAAAAUGCAGUAAAUAAAGCUUACCCAGCAGCAAUAGCGGUAUCGUCGUGCAGCGUAAACGCAUUCUCCACUAUUUUUGAGAUGUGAAUUUGAAAAAAAAUGUAAUGUGCGUAAAUUGUGCAGUGUUUAUAAAAGUGUAUGCGUGUGUGUGUUUUAGCUUUUUUGUGUGCCUAUGAAUGUGUAAUUAAGUUACUAAAGCAAGUGUAAUAAUGUUUAGCAUCAUUGAAAAAUUGUGACAUCCAGAUCAUAGAAGAGAAAUAAAGUUUAGUGUGAAAGUGAGCACGUUGCAAAAUUGCUGUGUUCGGUGGCAGUUAACAACAGCGUGCGCGAGUUAAUGCCGGUGUCCGUUUAGUGCUUGUGUAUGAUAAAUUGCAGUUCAGCAUUUCACCGGUUGGUGAAGGUAGAAGGAUAAGCGUUGUGCAAUUUAAAAUGUCCGUUGUCAGCUUAAAUAGAAUGUUUCGGGGGAAGCUGCGCACCAAUACCUGCCGCAUUGUAGUGCUGACUUCGCUCGUCUGGCUGUUGAUCGAUGUGAUACUGAUAGUAAAAUAUGCCGACUGUCCCAGCACGGGUGGUGGCACUAGCUGGCUUUGCAAGCGAAACGGUGGAGCGUAUGACGUGGAGGUACCACAUGCAGCCCGACAGGCACAGCAGCAGCGAAGAGCGGCGGCCCCCGAGGACGACGAUCCCAUCGUGGAUGUGGAGGAGAUUGACACCAACUCGAACAACUUUGGUGACCCGGGUGGCUAUGGUGGCGGCGGUGGCGGCGGCGGUGCCAGUCGCGAUGCCGACAGUUCAAUGCCUCGCACGUACCGGCCACAGGAGCUAAAGAAGUGGCGACCGGCACCGACGGUCGUCGAAAAUUACGGUCGACCCGGAGAAAUGGGUAAACCAGUUAAAAUUCCGGCUAACCAGCAGGAGCUGAUGAAGGAAAAGUUCAAAGAGAAUCAAUUCAAUCUCCUCGCCAGUGACAUGAUCUGGCUGAAUCGAUCGCUCACCGAUGUACGCCAUCACGACUGUAAAAAGAAGCACUAUUCGGCGAAGCUGCCAACGACGUCCAUCGUGAUUGUGUUUCACAAUGAAGCCUGGAGCACGCUGCUCCGUACGAUAUGGAGUGUGAUAAAUCGGUCGCCCCGGCCACUGCUGAAGGAAAUCAUCCUCGUCGAUGACGCCAGCGAGCGGGAACAUUUGGGCCGCCAGCUGGAAGAGUACGUUAGCACGCUGCCCGUACCAACGUUCGUCCUGCGGACCGGCAAACGGUCCGGUCUGAUCCGUGCCAGACUGCUCGGUGCCAAACACGUGAAGGGGCAAGUGAUCACAUUCCUAGACGCACACUGCGAGUGUACGGAGGGUUGGCUGGAGCCACUGUUGGCGCGCAUCGUGCUGGACCGUAAGACGGUCGUUUGUCCCAUCAUCGACGUGAUAUCGGACGAAACGUUCGAGUACGUGACGGCGUCCGACCAGACGUGGGGCGGAUUUAACUGGAAGCUAAACUUCCGAUGGUACCGGGUCCCGGCACGGGAAAUGCAGCGACGCAAUCACGACCGAACAGCGCCACUGCGGACGCCAACGAUGGCUGGUGGACUGUUUUCGAUCGAUCGGGAUUAUUUCUACGAAAUCGGGUCCUACGACGAAGGCAUGGACAUUUGGGGUGGUGAAAAUCUGGAAAUGUCUUUCCGGAUAUGGCAAUGUGGUGGCAUCCUCGAGAUUGCACCCUGUUCGCACGUUGGCCACGUGUUCCGCGACAAAUCACCGUACACGUUCCCGGGGGGCGUCGCGAAUAUUGUGCUGAAAAAUGCGGCACGCGUCGCCGAGGUGUGGCUAGACGAGUGGAAAGAGUUUUACUAUCAAAUGAGUCCAGGUGCCCGGAAAGCAUCGGCCGGAGAUGUCAGCGAGCGGCGUGCCCUUCGAGAGCGGCUAAAGUGUAAGAGCUUCCGUUGGUACCUGGAAAACAUUUAUCCGGAAAGUCAGAUGCCCCUGGAUUACUAUUUCCUCGGCGAGAUUCGCAAUGAAGAGUCACGCAACUGUCUCGACACGAUGGGCCGCAAGUCGAACGAAAAGAUUGGCAGCAGCUACUGUCACGGUUUGGGCGGCAAUCAGGUAUUUGCGUACACCAAACGGCACCAGAUCAUGUCGGACGACAACUGUCUCGAUGCAUCCAACGCGCUCGGGCCGGUUAAUUUGGUCCGGUGCCACGGUAUGGGCGGCAAUCAGGAAUGGAUAUACGAUGAAGAGGAAAAGACUAUCAAGCACGUUAACAGUGGCAACUGUUUAACGCGUCCCUCGCACGAGGACCCUUCAACACCGUUGCUACGGCCGUGCAACUAUUCGCUCGGCCAACAGUGGCUAAUGCAAUCGAAGUUCAAGUGGCAAGCGCACAACGACAAUCGGAUCGGCGAGGAUAGAUAAAACGCACUGUACCGUGUUCGAUCCGGUACCGGGGCGGCGGUUGGUCCCAUCACUGGUCAGCGGCAAACCGGUCCAUCCAUCGAACGCUACGGAACCGUCAUCGGUAGCAGCAUCGGUAGCAGCAAUAGCAGUAGCAAAAAAAAUCACAAACAAUAUCAAGCAACUAUCAAGCGUCUGCACAUGGGCACCAGCGGAGGAAUCCGAUUGCCGAUCCGCUGAAUCGGAAACGAAAGCAACACGUGCGCGACUGUCGGUCAAUCACACGUGUGUGUGUGUGUGUAAAAUAUGUGAACGGAAUACGACGAACUCGAACCUCGUCUUGCCAUUCGUAUCCGGUGUUCCUAAGAUGCAACACGGGUACUAAAGAGAGAGAGAGCGAGAGAGAUAGUAUCACUUAGAAAAGUGGCAAAAAAAGUUCGGACGAAUUUGGGGAGCAAUCCCCCGCAAAUGGAAGUGCGGGAAUGUUUAACAAGAAUUCCAUAUAAUUGUAGUAUAAUUUUAUCGCAUCCAUCCUAUUCAGUUAACGGGCGGGUCUACGUGAUGAUGAAGCACUGGUUUUUAAUGGUCCAUUUGUUAUUGUUUAUCACGUCGUUUUUUUGUUUGCUCCUUAACUUAGGCUCGUUGAAACCGAUAUUUAUCGCGCGCGCGUGCACUUGGUGUUAUUAAGACACAGACCACUACUCAUGAUGCUUUUAAAUCUGGAUCGUAUUGGAAAUGAUCGCCACACAGUGAAGAGCUGUGGAAGGUGUACCUUUUGAGCCAUAUAUUGCGUGAUGUUCCUGAGGAAGCACAGUCUCUUUUUCAAAUCAAAUUAAUAGUUGACUAAUGGUUAAAGGGCUUAGUUGCACCGCUUAUUGGUCUUCGAAAAAGCUAAAUUCCCCCUCCACACUACGAAACAUAUCAGUUGAUAUUUGAAGCACACAAAACGCUGGUCUCAAGUCUUUCUCUGUAAAAAAGAUAAGAUAAGAGCACGAUAAUUUUGAUUCAAGUUUUAUCUAAAUUUAUGUAAGGCUCAUUUAAAAGAGAUCCUUUUUUUUCUUCAGUGGCUCAUUUAAGACUCAGUUUGAAAGCUACUUUCUGCCUAUUUUUCCAUGUUAACUACAAAAAAAACCAUAAAUUUUAACAAAAAAGAAACGGAAACCAUAUUGGACCAUGAGCAUUUAGCAAACCUACAGAGUGAAUGUAUAUCCGGUAACAUACCAUUACCAUUAUUGGCAAGAUGAUGAUGGCGAGCGCGAAUAGAGAUAUUAGUGUUCCCGUGGUGCGAAAAAAAGGAAACGAACUGCAGCUACUGCAAAAAGGAAUUGUUUAUUGCUUCGAAAACAGUAUGUUAAUGGAAACGCAAACCGCUUCUUAAACGACCACGUAAGCAAAGUACUGAGACGAAAGCAUCAAUCUUGUACAUAAUGGAGUGCACGACACGACGAGUAAGUAAGGGGGCAGAAGGAAUGGGAACUAGAAACCCAAUCGCUAUCAGCGCAACAAAAACAAAACCCUGAUAUCAUCUAUUUGUAGACCGUAGACCGAAUUUUUGGAAGCAGCAAAAACUCACACACACACACAAGGGUCGGUUUGUGGUGCAAGUGCAGCGGAACUAAUCCGAUAAGGGUGGAACAAUACGAUAUGGCAGUAGAACAACGUGAUCGUAAGCAUUAGUUAAUAAGCAAUCCCCAGGAAGCUAAGGAUGAAUGUGAAACACUAAACCCUAGAGACGACUAGAAAAACAAAAUGGGGGAAAUGAUAUAUAUAGGUAUAAUAAUUUGUAAAAAGAGAGAUAUUAAAAAGACUUCCGGUGGAGGAAGUUAUGGAAGUACUAUCAAAACAAAAAAAAACGGAAAUCAGCAGCACACAAAGUGGCGCACAAUCGAUUCUACCACACUGUUGUAUUGGAUACAGCACAGUGUGCCCUAGGAAAGCUGUGGAACCUGUCCCUUAAAAAUGGCCGGGGGUUGAUGGUAGAAGGUUAAGAAGUUGUAAUAUUCACAUACCACAAGGCGGGAACGGUGGUAGAGGCAACCGGAAUCGGGGUUCAAAUCUCAUCCGGACCGUUCGCCCGUAGUGAGGACUGACGACUAUCCAACUACCAGAAAUGGCAGGCUGAUGACCUACGAGACAGGUCGUUAGGCCAAGAAGAGAGAGAGGGGGAGAGGAAUAGAGAUAAAUAGAGAGAGAGAGAGAAAGAGAGAAGGAGCAUAUUCACACACACACACUUCCGGGACAAAAACAAACAAUCAACACCACUACACUAUAUAAGGAGACGGCUCUUCGAGUUUUUAAUUCUUCCAUUGGAUUUUAUGUUAUGCUAGUAUUGUAAGUACGGCUGAUCUUCUUAGACAAGAAGCAACACAAAAACCCAGGCGUACGUGAUCGAGGGGGAAAAAAGCACAAACAUUCUGAAUUGAAUUUAGUUUCGGCAAGCUCGCGGAUCAGAGUCCUAUCCUAAGGUUCCCCAUACAGCUCCCCCAGGUGUGUGUUGUAUCUUGCAAGGAAAAAAAAAACAAUUGUACAUCAUUUUAAUUUGUGCGGUUCACACACACGCUCGCUCACUCGCUUUUAAAUAUGGUUUGUGCUGGUUUAGUGGGGAGUUGUUUUAUUUGCAAGCAAAUCCUGUUUGCUCGCCGUCCUGGUCCGGAAGAUUGGUGCCGGGAGGCCAGAGACACACACACACACCGGUCGAGCUUGGAUGUUUGAAGCAUCCUUCUACUGUUUUUUUUAAUCUUAAUAUCCUACAUCUAAUGCUAUUCAGGGUGAUGGUGUGCAAUUUAUUAUUUUUAAGGCACCUGCUUUUAUGCUUUCUCGCGGCAGUUAAAAAUGGGACCGUCAGCAGUGGUCUCCCUUUCUUUGUCUAUUUUCUAAGAACUGAUCGGAUAGAUAGAUGUAAGUGUACAAUCCAUCUCGCAAAUUUUAUGCUCCACCAUUUUUUAUUUUCUUUGGCUUACUUGUAUCCCAACUAAUGAAGUGGCAAAGAUCAAGCAAAACGCAAAAAACCCACAGCUUCAUACAACUUCAGUAUUACAUGUUACAAAAUACAUACGAAUGCCGGUAGGGCUGCUUUUUUAUACAAUACCGACCUCAAACCCGAUUUCGUUCGGAUGUCCGAUACAUUCCCUUUUAGCGAUCGCGAGCACAACCUUUCGACUGCUCAUACAUCAGUACGCAUACGGAGCUAUUUAAUUGCACAAUUUACGCUUGCUUUUGUGCUGCCUUUAUUUUCCCCCUUAAAUCGAUAAGAACCCACAACAACCGUCAGAUUUCCGAUUUCUCAGACACAAACAAUUCCAUCGGCCGUGUGUAUUUAGGCCUUGCUUUGUGCACACGACCACACAACAUACUUUAAAUGAAGCAAACAGAUGAGUACAUAAAAAGCCGGUCCAAAACCGUUAGGAUGUUAGUCGGAUGGACGCUCCCGUUGUCGAGAUAGAUUGAACGGAGAUGGAGAAAAAAAAGAGACCAACUAGUAGCAUAAAUGGAGAACGUGCGAGAGAAGAAAUCAAUCACCGCAUAUCAUCUCAGACAUGAGACACAUGAUGUUAGCGUACAACGUCCGAUGGAUUUGAUUGAGGUGUAGGUAAGAGAUCCGCCAAGGAGUAGGUGCAAACUGUGCCGAGAGAUAUGGGCGAAAACGCCAGAGUUAAACUUUUGUCAGCUAUCCUUCCAAUAGUUCCAUCACACCGGCACGCACCUCGGUGCUGUUAGUGCACGGCCCCGGAUAUCGAGAACGAACUUCCAUUUUCUUUUCAGUCAUUUUUAUUACUGUUUAGUUGAAAUGAAAAGACUUUAAUAUCCGUGCGUCUUGAUAUCAAAUUUAAAACACACACACGCCGCGCGAUAGACGUCCUGGUGCGAUACAACAUUGUUUAGCUGGUUCUCAUUUUUGGUAAUCUUUGGCGUGUAGCAAGGGUUUGCUGUUUUUUUUAACUUUACGGAUAGAACAGCAACACGGAUCGAGAGAGUGUGUGUGUGUGGGUCAUGGGAAGGGAACCAGAACCAGAAACAAAAGAGAAACUUUGCAUUCAAAGAGAUGUGAUUUAACAAAUGUG
Anopheles stephensi (Asian malaria mosquito) is the source of this 6527-nucleotide messenger RNA. It is a transcript of the gene Pgant5, whose product is annotated as polypeptide N-acetylgalactosaminyltransferase 5. Gene Ontology annotation, cellular component: Golgi apparatus. Lineage: Eukaryota; Metazoa; Arthropoda; Insecta; Diptera; Culicidae. The transcript is spliced from 11 exons. The record is from RefSeq and is a predicted model, not a curated record. The coding region runs from base 511 to 2487 and encodes 658 amino acids.